UUCGAAGGACUCCCGCUCUUCAGUUCUGCCAUGGCGCUCAUCCUGGUCUUGUGCCUCUUCGCUGUCCUUCCUGCGGCCCUUCUUCAGGAGACGUACCUCCCCGAAACAUGGAUGAUCUGCAGAAAAUCAGACCCUGACUUGAGUGGUUGUAUGAAAACUGCUAUAUCUUAUGCUGUAAAAGAACUCAUGAAUGGUGACCGGAGGUUGGGUGUGCCCGCUAUAGACCCGAUGCACUUCCGGUCUAUCACCGUGGACCAGGGGACAGGUCCAGUUGGGAUAACCCUCAAGUUCACCAACCUCAACAUCCACGGCCUUUCCAGAGUGGUCAUCGAUAAAGUCGUGACCGACUACUCGAACUACAGGUACGAUAUAGACUUCCACGUGGAAGGGAAACUCCGGAUCUCAGGAGACUACGUGUCAAAGGGGAAGGUUCUCCUGAUCCCUAUACGAGGAGAAGGCAAGAGUAAUAUGACAUUUGAUAACUUCUCAGGAAAGAUCACCAUGAAAGGCCGGGAAGUGGCAAGCGACGGCGAGAAAUAUAUUCAGAUUUACAAGACAGACAUAGUUAUCGACACGACGAGGCUCUUCCUCAGCUUCAAGAGACCCCACCAGGAGGCGCUAAGUAAGAUCUUGAAUAGGUUCAUGAACGACAAUUGGAAACAGAUCCUGAACGACAUGAAGCCAGCCAUAUCUCAAAGCUUCGGUGCGAACAUCCAAGAAGUUGCUAACAAAGUCUUCAGCAAGAUCCCUAUAAGUCUUAUCGCGCCGCCUUGAAUUAGUUCCUCAAGUUCCUCGACUUACGGCUAAUAUCUCAUUUUUCAAAGCCAAAAAAAAAAGAAUAUGAUUUUUCUAUUUAUUUCUUUAAAAAAUAUUCGGAAGAAAGGUCAGCCAUGUUGUGGCGAACGUCAGUCUUAGUUGUAAGGUUAAAAAUGAAAGCUUUAAAACUAUUGUUAGUUUAAGAUACCAAUGAUACAAAAACCUAUUUAUUUAUUUCUGUAUCAUUAAGAACUAUAAAUAAAAUGUAUGUCGUUGAUAUGGUUUAAAAUGUCUAUCUGAUGUUAUUUAUGAUGUUUGUUAAGAUGAAAAUGAAAAUUGUUAAAUGAGAAAAUAAAAAAUAUUUUUCAAUGACAUAAUUAAAUAUAACUGUGUCCCAAAUAA
Molecule: messenger RNA, 1158 nt
Organism: Nezara viridula (southern green stink bug)
Lineage: Eukaryota; Metazoa; Arthropoda; Insecta; Hemiptera; Pentatomidae
Source: the annotation of a GenBank genome assembly